AUGCACCUCCCCCGCACCCUCCUCCUCACCCUCGCAAGCUCCAGCUUAGCGAGCACCCAACAAACCACCUCACCAACCACCACCCUCACCACCCUCUCACCCUUCUUCAACCCAUGGAACCCCGGACCCGUCCUCCCUUUACCCAGCGAAACGACCGAAGCAGAGAGUCCAGCAGAGCCAACAAAUACCCCUCCGCUUACAACGUUCGCUACGCUGCCAAGCCCCAGUCCCUCGGCAACCCCAAAAGAUACCGAGGGAGCUCACGAAAAGAUGGUUGAAAAGGCUAAAGAACAGUCUCGUCAUGCUGGCGAGAAGGAGAGGAUGUGGAAAUUUCGGAAUUGGGCGAAGGCUUGGGAUAGAAAGAGAAGUGAUUCGUGGAGAUUUGACCCCUGUAUUUGGUGCUGGGAUUGGGAUUGGGAUAGAUGGUGGCACACCUCGAGUUCGGCUUCCCCCUCGAUCUCAACUUCUACUGCGACUGCAACUGCAAUUACAAGUCCUGAGCCAGUAGAGAACCUAGCCAAGAGGUCGGCAAAGGACUGGUAUCCUCCUCACCCUAUUCCUUUUCCCUGGGAUGAAUGGAAUCACCGUUUAGACUCCAUUGCAAGCUACGAGUCUGAGAUGUCGAACCAGACCACUGCCACGCUAACGACCUCAAUUCCAGCUGCAACUGCAAGUCCUCAACCAGUAGAGACCCUAACCAAGAGGUCGACAAAGAACUGGUAUCCUCACCCUAUCCCCCUUCCCUGGGUUCCCAGUUUCGACUGGGAUGAAUGGAAUGACCUUUUAAAAUCCAUUGCAAGCUACGAGUCUGAGAUGUCGACCCAGACCAGCACCACUCCAACAACACUUCCUACAUCCCAGCCCCAAUUCACAAAACCCACGACCUCAAGUCCUCAGCCAGAAGAGACCAUAACCAAGAGGUGGGAAGGGGAUUGGGAACCUAUUCUCCGUCCCUGGUAUCCCCCCUGGGAUCCCAGAUUCAGCCGGACAAAGAUCCACGAAGCCGUAGCAAGCGACGAGUCUGGCAUGUCGACCCGCACCAGCACCACAACCGAACCAACAACACUCCCUACAUCCCAAGCUCAGUCCACAGAACCCACAACCACCCUCGCCCCCCAAAACCGCAGAGACGAACCCUCCCCAGCCUCACCAUCAUCCUCAACAUCCUCAUCAUCCUCAUCAUCCUCAACCCCCACCCUCUCCUUCCCCUCAUCCCUCUACACCCUCACCUCCCCCCGACAUAACUGGGACUCCAUGAUCUCGCGCCUGCAAAACUUCGACGCGUCCGUGUCUCCAACCACAUCCUCAUCCAAAUCCCCAACUCGCGUAGCAAAACCCUCCUUCGCUACCAUCACGAAGCGGAGUGCAGAGAUGCAGGAGACCAGCGAGGUUGUCACCGCGUCAGAAGGAGAAGGAAAAGGAGAAGGAGAAGGGAAAGAAGAACCGAGGAUAGAGAUGGAGAAGAGAGAUUACUUUGGUGCGGAAAGUGGUGGACAUAGGGUUAUGUAUUGUCCCGGCUGGCCGACUGCCACUCGGCACAAUCUGACACACGUGAGUUUCCCCCCCUCUUCCCUCUUCUCUCGUCGCUCUUGUAUUCAGGGCUAGUUAUAUGAUGGAUGAGAUAGGUUCAUGAAAAGUUGCACAGAGACUGAUACUGAUGCUGAUGCUGAUUCUUACAGUUUAAAAUCUGGCAUUUCAGAUGUUUCUGUACCAGAUACUACAAGAUUGAGCGUCAGGACUGCUCGUAUGGAUGGGCCCCUGGUCAGUUUACUGAAUUUUAAAGGGGGUUGGGUUGGGUUUGUUUGUUUGUGUGGUUUUAUCUUUGUUGGCGUUUGGUUGUAUAUGAUAUCCAGG
This is a messenger RNA of Hymenoscyphus albidus, 1854 nucleotides long. Lineage: Eukaryota; Fungi; Ascomycota; Leotiomycetes; Helotiales; Helotiaceae. The record is from the annotation of a GenBank genome assembly.